AAUAAUGUUUUGGGACGCGCAAAUUUGCGUCAUGUGACGUGUCCCUGAACCCGGAAGAGAUUUCUGCUGCAGAGCCGCAGCCAGAGUACAAUCUCAACUUGCAAAGUUUUUAACAGUAAAGUGUGAGAGCCAAGAUGCCAAUGUUACCUGGGGCCAAUGGUCCAUGAUGCAUGUGGAGGGUUAUGGAGACGCCACUGAACUGUGCUGAAGAGCAACAACCCCCUCCUGCCUUCCCUGCCUCCUGGUCAACAGUCACACCACAGGAGUCUCCUGCAGACAGAAACGACAAGGGGAAUGCUGUUGGCUUUGUGUUGGUGCAUGCAGGAGCAGGAUACCACUCUGAGUCCAAAGCCAAGGAAUACAAGCAUGUCUGCAAGAGAGCUUGUCAGAGAGCUGUGGACAGACUGAAAGCUGGUGCUCUGGCAGUGGACGCCGUGACCGCAGCCCUUGUUGAGCUUGAGGAUUCUCCGUUCACCAACGCGGGAAUGGGCUCUAACUUAAACCUGUCGGGGGAGAUCGAGUGUGACGCCAGCAUCAUGGAUGGGAAGUCUUUACGUUAUGGAGCAGUAGGUGCUGUUAGCGGUAUAAACAACCCAGUGCUGGUGGCCAACAGGUUACUGAGUGAAGCCCAGAAAGGAAAACUGUCAGCCGGACGAAUACCCCCCUGCUUUCUAGUGGGUCGAGGAGCACAUGACUGGGCUGUGAACCAUGGGAUACCUCCUUGUCCCUCAGAGAAGAUGGCUACCAAGUUCAGUCUAUCGGCCUACAAGAGGAACAAGCACAAGAUGGAGCUGGCAGAGAAGGUGGAUACAGGGUUUAAUCAUCACAGUAAGAAGAGACGACAAGCAAGUGAAACCGAGAAUGGAUCAGGGUUGCUGGACACGGUGGGAGCGAUCGUAGUGGACAGAGAGGGGAACGUGGCAGCUGCAGUGUCCAGUGGGGGUUUAGCCAUGAAACACCCAGGCAGGGUGGGACAGGCUGCUCAUCAUGGAUGUGGAUGCUGGGCUGAGAACACCAGUACCCUGAACCCUUACUCUACAGCAGUGAGUACUUCAGGUUGUGGGGAACAUCUAAUACGAACCAUGCUAGCGCGUGAGUGUUCUUCUGCCAUGCAGUGUGAAGAUGCUCACCAGGCGCUGCUGGAGGCUAUGCAGAACAAGUUCAUCAGUUCCCCGUUCCUGGCCAGUGAGGACUGUGUCCUUGGAGGGGUCAUCGUCCUGAGGUGCUGCAGAUGUUCCGAUGCCCAACCCUCUCCUGACAUCCAGGCUAUACUGGUUGAGUUCCUGUGGAGCCACACUACAGAAAGUAUGUGUGUUGGCUACAUGUCUGCCCAGGAUGGGAAAGCCAAGACUCACAUAUCCCGCCUGCCUCCCGGGGCUGUAGCAGGACAGUCGCUGGCCAUAGAGGGAGGAGUGUGUCGACUUGUCAAUACCCCAACAACAGUCGACUGAGCCACACCCACUUCCCCGCAGACCACACCCAUUACCCAAUGGGCCACACCCCCUCUUCAAAGCCGCCUUCAGCAAUACUCAAAUGUAACCUCAACGCCCCACCUCCCCCUCCUCUACCCCCACACAGCAGUAAUACGUUUGGGCUGUUU
Messenger RNA from Oncorhynchus tshawytscha (Chinook salmon), 1600 nucleotides. RefSeq names its product taspase, threonine aspartase, 1 (gene tasp1). The record is from RefSeq and is a predicted model, not a curated record. The transcript is spliced from 14 exons. The coding region runs from base 171 to 1451 and encodes 426 amino acids. NCBI's taxonomy places the organism in Eukaryota, Metazoa, Chordata, Actinopteri, Salmoniformes, Salmonidae. Gene Ontology annotation, biological process: protein maturation. Gene Ontology annotation, molecular function: threonine-type endopeptidase activity.